GGACGAGCGCACGCCACCCUUAGCAGCGCGGCCAGCCCCUGGGGCGCGCACCUGCCCCGUCGCGGUGGCCCGGCCGGGCGGGGGCGGUGCCGGGCGGGGAGCGGAGCGGAGCGGAGCGGCGGGCGGGGAGGAGCGGGGGGCGGGCACCGCUCGCCGCCGCGGGGCUGCGGCUGGGCUGGGCGCGGGCGGGUGGCCGGCGGAGCGCUCGCAGUCGCGGGGAGCGGCGGGGAGGUCGGUCGGUCGGUCGGUCGGUCGGCGGGCGGGAAGGAAGGGAAGGCAGGACAGGGCAGGCAGGGAAGGGAAAGGCGGGCGGGAGGUGGCGGCGGCGCCGCGCUCGCCCCGCUGCCCUGGAUGACGGGCGGCCGGUUCGACUUCGACGAUGGCGGCACCUACUGCGGCGGCUGGGAGGACGGGAAAGCCCACGGGCAUGGCAUCUGCACCGGGCCCAAGGGGCAGGGCGAGUACGCCGGCUCCUGGUCCCACGGCUUCGAGGUGGCGGGCGGCUACACCUGGCCCAGCGGCAACACCUACCUGGGCUACUGGGCACAGGGCAAGCGCCACGGGCUGGGCGUGGAGACGAAGGGCAGGUGGAUGUACCGCGGUGAGUGGUCCCACGGCUUCAAGGGGCGCUACGGGGUGCGACAGAGCCUCAGCACGCCGGCCCGCUACGAGGGCACCUGGAGCAACGGGCUGCAGGACGGAUACGGCGUCGAGACCUACGGGGACGGAGGUACAUACCAGGGGCAAUGGACAGGAGGGAUGCGACAUGGCUAUGGUGUACGUCAGAGUGUACCCUAUGGCAUGGCAACUGUGAUCCGUUCACCCCUCCGAACAUCUCUUGCUUCACUUCGAAGUGAGCAGAGCAACGGCACUGUUCUGCAUGAUGCCACUUCAGACAGUCCAGCUGGAACAAGAGGAGGUUUUGUGCUCAAUUUCCACAGUGAUGCAGAGGCAAUGGGCAUUAAGAAAAAAGGAGGCUUAUUCAGAAGAGGAUCCCUUCUUGGUAGUAUAAAACUUAGAAAAUCUGAAUCUAGGUCAUCGAUAUCUAGCAAACGGAGCUCUGUCAGGAGUGAUGCUGCUAUGAGCAGAAUUAGUUCUAGUGAUGCCAACUCUACAAUUAGUUUUGGAGAUGGUGACUGUGAUUAUUCCCCUAUGGAAGACCAUGUUGAUGCCACCACUACAGAAACCUAUAUGGGUGAAUGGAAGAAUGACAAGCGCAGUGGUUUUGGUAUUAGUGAGCGUUCAAAUGGUAUGAAAUACGAAGGAGAAUGGCUAAAUAACAGGAGGCAUGGAUAUGGAUGUACCAUGUUUCCAGAUGGCACCAAAGAAGAGGGAAAAUACAAAAAUAAUGUUUUAGUCCGUGGAAUAAGAAAGCAACUUAUACCAAUACGAAACACAAAAACUAGAGAAAAGGUGGAUAGAGCAAUAGAGGGUGCACAGCGAGCAGCUGCCAUGGCAAGAACCAAAGUGGAAAUUGCAACUUCAAGAACUGCACAUGCAAGAGCUAAAGCUGACGCUGCAGAUCAGGCUGCUCAGGCUGCUCGCCAGGAAUGUGAUAUUGCAAGAGCAGUUGCCAGAGAACUUUCACCAAAUUUCUACCAACCAGGCCCUGACUAUAUCAAACAAAAAUUUCAAGAAGGAAUGGAGGUGAAAGAAAAAUCUGAAGAAAAAGUUCAAGAAAAACCACCUUCCCCAAAAGAGUCACCUCACUUCUAUCGAAAAGGUACUACACCCCCUCGAACCCCAGAAGCAAGCCCAAGGCAUAGUCCUCCUCUUCCUUCUGAGUCUUCUCCUUCAAAACAACUGAAAAAGCAAAGCUCCACUUGUGGGGCAAGACUCAAUCAAGAAAAAAAGCUUUUAGCCACUGAGAAUAUAACACCCACAAUUAACAAGCCUUUAUAUUCAAAAGCACCAAUGAAGGAGGAAGUAGCUGUGAAACACCAGCCAAAGUUUUCAGCCCAUCACAAUCCCAUCAGCACAGAGAAUGGGGAGCUGCAUGACUACUACCAUGGCUAUUAUGUAAAAAUGAAUCCAACAGUGCUUCCACAGGAGCUCAGGGAAGAAGAUGAAUAUGUCAACCCAUCACCGUCAGCACUCGCACGGAUACCACCCUCACAGAAGCCAAGUCCCGCUAGGUCUGGGGGUAAGCCAGAAGCCAAAGAAAACAAACCUGACACAAAAAUUAAGAAACCAGAAUUUGCCACACCAAAGAAUCCAGCUAAUAAUGAGUCACAUUCAGCAGUGAAAAAAGAAGUAGAAAACAGCUCGGGCCCUAACUCAGUCAUGAUCGCCCUGGUAAUGCUGUUGAAUAUUGGUUUAGCCAUUCUUUUUGUCCAUUUUCUAACUUGAUUGGAAUUAGGCAAGUGAAUUCAUGACAACUAGUGGUGUUAGCCCACAGUUCUCUGCAGUUGUGUCAUCAGCCUUUUAAAUGGCACCUGUCGUACUCAGACACAGGGAAGGAGGCUUGGAAUUGGGAUGGGACGCAAGAGAGAUGAAACUUGGAAAAUUCAGCCAGGGGCCCAGCUCAGUUUCUCUGCUGAUGGCUCGUGGCUUUGGGGUCCUCUGAAAGCUGAAGCAAGCAGCCAUGUUGGAAAACAAACAAAAUAAUCUGCUGAAGCAGCCCCGCCAGUGAAGUGCGUUGGCUUCUCCAUCUGUUCCAGCAGAGUGUGACUAAACUGGAAAUGUACGGAGCUGCACUUUUUGUUGAUGGAAGCUAACAGCUGCCUUGCUAUUUUACCAUCUGAUGUUUUUAGUGGGGAGAUGGGAAAACGACUGCCAGAGGAAUGUGGUCAGAGGAUUCUGUUGCUGUGGAAGUGAUUCCAGCGUUCACUCCAAUCUCAUUAGAAGAAAUAGUUAGCAUCAUCAGUCACCAGUCUUAUUCCAUUACCUGCUGCUUUUAACAUCUCCUGCAGUGUUCUGGGAGAUCGAAUUUCAUUUGCCUGUGCAUGAUUUUGUUCAUUCGUUGUUUAUGAAAUUUGAUGUAUAGCCAUAACAUAGUGUCUAGUACAACCUGGAGAAAGCUACCAGUUCUGCCCAGCAGCAGAAGCAGAAAAUGAAACCUGUUUUUCUAAUCCGAAGAUAAAAUUCUUAAAUCCAUUUUCCUAAACCUGAAGAGCCAUUCUGCUUUACAGUUUAAUAACUAAUAUACCAUGACUGCAAAAUCUAAAGAUGUUGAUACCUUCCUAAAAGUGCUCAAUUGCUUAUGCCAAUAGCAAGCAAAAUUUUUCGUAAUAAAACAGGAAUCUUAAAUUGAUAUCAGCACACUCUAAACAGGAGGUGGAAUAUCAGAAUAAGCCGAGAAAGAUGAGAUACGGGGUUUGCAUGUUGACUUUUUUUUCCUUCUUUUUUCCUGAGGUAUUUUGCCAGCGGUUAAACUAAAGUCUUGUCUGAGUACACAUUCAUGCCAAUGACAGUUAAGCUAGCUAAUGCUCAUAAUAAAUUACUAUAAUUUUAAAAUACUAGAUUUGUGUUGAAUACAUUCAGGUAGAGCGUUUAGAAGUGUUAAAUAACUGUGUAUCGAUUUGAUGCCUUUGGUGUCUUUAAAGUCCAUUUAUAAUUUUACCUCAGCAUUAAAAAAAACCUCAAAAUUUUUCAUUUGGAAAGUUUGUCUUAAGUAGUUUCACAGCCCUUUGUUCAAAUGAUGUAAUCAUGUUUCUUUUUAUGUGCCAUUAUACUGUAAUUAUUGUACCCUAUAUUAAUCAAAAGCAUGCUUAUUUACUGAAAAUAUGUGGUGUGAUCAUUUGGCAAGUAAAUAUUUUAAUUUAAAGCUGGAAAAAGCAAAGGGCUUGUAUUAUGGUUUAUUUUAUCUCUAUUAGAAAAUCUUUCAUACAGUAUAGUUUUUGAACCUGUUUGUAAACUUCCUAAGUGUUUGCAUGGUUUAAUGGGCAACAUUCUUACAAAGUACAUUAGCUAUCUUUGGAUGCAGCGUAUUAAAGUAAUGUAGGUAUGGACUGAAUAUUGUGCAGCGAAGCAGCUCCAAGCAGGGGAGUAACACGGUGGUGUUUUUUACAGAAGUAUGUUGAGAAUCCUGUGUUUUGACCAGUGUGGAUAAAGAAGAAAGCAGAAAGAGAGCAAAUGAAAAUAAAACUUGUAUAUUUAUUUUUUAAAAAAAGUUUAAAUUGUGUUUUAAAUUUAGGAAAGUCAUUUUUAAUUAAGAACAAAAUUUUAAAAGUUGCUGUAUAAGCCUUGACAUAAUGGACAAAAUGUUCCAUCCAACAGUGAAAUCACCCCGUUUCCUUACAUGGAAAGGUAAUUUUGUAACUGACAUAUUUAAUUCCUAUUAAAUGUUUAUUUAAAAUACUUUAUGCUCGGGAAAUAAUGGGUAACAAAGCUUAUGAAAAUGUUUAUAAAUUUAAGUAAGCAUGUUAGUACCAUUUAUAAAUAUGUAUGAUUUAUAAGCUUUUUUAAAACAAAGCUCAAACAAAUUGUUGGUAUUUUUCUAAAAUGUGCACAGCUGUAUUUUACAUGAAAGGCUAUUUAUAAUUGGUUGUUAUACUGUACACUACAUUUUGGACAGCACAAUGAAGCCUGCCAAUGUACUUAAUAAUGUCAUUUUGUCUAUUUAAAGUUUCUUGCUGUCAAA
Messenger RNA from Strigops habroptila (Kakapo), 4582 nucleotides. It is a transcript of the gene JPH1, whose product is annotated as junctophilin 1. The coding region runs from base 352 to 2349 and encodes 665 amino acids. NCBI's taxonomy places the organism in Eukaryota, Metazoa, Chordata, Aves, Psittaciformes, Psittacidae. Gene Ontology annotation, cellular component: sarcoplasmic reticulum; plasma membrane; junctional membrane complex. The transcript has 6 exons. The record is from RefSeq and is a predicted model, not a curated record.